Molecule: messenger RNA, 1201 nt
Organism: Microcebus murinus (gray mouse lemur)
Lineage: Eukaryota; Metazoa; Chordata; Mammalia; Primates; Cheirogaleidae
Source: RefSeq, a predicted model, not a curated record
AUGGCCCCGACGGGAGGCGCGCUGCCUGCUCCCAGAGCUCGGCAGCUGGAGCUGGGCAGCGGCACCUCGGCUCCAUGCGCCCUCGCCCCUCCGGCUGCAGCGGUCGCUCCCCACUCCCAGCGCGCGCUCUCCGCGCUCGCCAUAGCAACGGAGUUUAACGCUCCUGGCCUCGCGGCGUUUGUGCGAGAACAUUCCCGCAUUCUCCCGCCCCUGAGGGUGGACACGCUGUCUCCAGCGCCGCUCCCUCCCGGGCUGGAGUGGGUGCCGCCUUUCCCUGGUCCACCCGUGUGCUCAGCCCUCGGGUCCCCCCGAGGUGGCCCGGGCGCGACUGCCCCUUGGCGGGGUCAGCUCCGAAGUCGUCAGGGCCGGCGGCGUCCGCCCGGAGCGGCAGCCCGCACUGAUGGAGGGCAUGAAUCCCUGUGGAAUUAUAAUGAGCCAUCUUUAAGACACUGCACCGUUGACACUAGGAUCAAAGGACCCUACCAUCCCUUUCAACUUAUAAGAGCUGCACAAAGAGAUGCAGUGCCAGUUCAUCCUGAAGCCCAGCCGCCUUGCAGCCCAGCAACUGAGUGGAUUUUCUGCAAAAUAUUCCAGGAAGAAUUUUUUUCAUCAGAUCUCUAUGAUCACUGGAUCUGUGUAAUGGAUCAAGGAAAUGAUGAUGAGAAAAUAAAUACAAUUCAAAGGAUAUUUGGAGAAGAAAUCACUUCCCUCUUCGGAAAGGUUUCAGGGAGAUGUGACACUAGAGGAAACGCCUCAGAUAUUUCUUGCUUCCCACCAAGUGACUCAUCCUCCUAUGACAGCUUGGAAAAUGAGGUUGAACUAAAUGAGGUUGAUGAUCCAUGCAGUGAACAUGAUAGAGAAACUCUGCCAGGGGAGCAAAAGCAUGGACUCUCAUUUUAACGUUUAAUGAUCAACCUGAAGUGGAAGACCUCCUAGCCCUGAGUGACUUUAACUCAGACCGUUCUAAAAAAGAACAUGCUCAAAUGGAACAGCCUCUUGAAUCCAAGCCGGUGAAUGCUAGAGUGUGCAUGAAUAUCCUGCCUCAGGAUCCUGCUGAGGCCCCGUCUGACACACCCAGCCACCUGCCACAGAUGCAGGAGAUGUUGGAAAAAGCACGAGGCAAAAACGGCAUUGCUCAGAUCCCAGCGUCUACUAUCUGGAUCCCCAGCUUUCCUACCUCAGGGAGUUUUAACAGAAAAAA